Messenger RNA from Trifolium pratense (red clover), 1226 nucleotides. RefSeq names its product LEAF RUST 10 DISEASE-RESISTANCE LOCUS RECEPTOR-LIKE PROTEIN KINASE-like 1.5. The record is from RefSeq and is a predicted model, not a curated record. Lineage: Eukaryota; Viridiplantae; Streptophyta; Magnoliopsida; Fabales; Fabaceae. Gene Ontology annotation, molecular function: polysaccharide binding. Bases 65 to 1027 code for a protein of 320 amino acids. The transcript is spliced from 3 exons.
UACAAAAUUAAAUUAAACCAUAUAGUUUUCUAUACAAUUAGAUCCAUUAAUUAAUAAUAAUACAAUGUUAUUACUAUUUACUCAACUCCUACUCUCAUUACUCAUAGUCACAACAAAAUCUCAAUCAAGCAUAUGUAGAACUUCUUGUGGUAACAUUUCUAUCAAAUAUCCAUUUAGCAUUGAUGAUGGUUGUGGAAGUCCAUACUACCGACACAUUCUCGCAUGUUCCGAUUCCGAAAAAAAACUCGAACUCCGAACACCUUCCGGUCGAUACGAAGUUCGUAACAUAACUUAUGCCGAUCCUCAUAUUGUUGUCACUGAUCCAUUCAUGUGGAAAUGUUCGGACGGCGAAAAUUUCCGACUGACGCGACCAUUUAGUUUAGACACUAGUACAAAAUUAAAACUCUCUACACAAAAUGAGUACAUGUUUUUCAAUUGUAGUGAAAAACAUGUUAUUAUUCAACCAAAACCUAUGUUUUGUGAACAUUUUCCUGAACAUUGUGAUUCAUCUUGUGACAGUGCUAGUUAUUUAUGUAGACAUAUACCAGAAUGUUCUUUUUCUCUUACAAGUGUUUCUUGUUGUUCUUAUUAUCCAAAAGCAAGUGAAUCUUUGAGGUUAAUGCUUAAGUAUUGUACAAGUUAUGCUAGUGUUUAUUGGAGAGAUGUUGGUUUUCCUCAACCUUAUGAUCAAGUACCUGAAUAUGGGAUUAGAGUUGAUUUUGAUAUACCUGUUACUACUAGUUGUCUUCAAUGUCAAGAUGAAUUGAAGGGUGGUGGAACUUGUGGAUUUGACACUGUGACACAGAGUUUUGUGUGUUUGUGUAAAGAUGGAAACUCCACAACUCACUGUAAAGAUCAAGAUAUUGCACAACACAAUAGGAAGAUGCAUGUAAUAGCAGGGACAGUUACAGCAUUCUCUGCUGCAGGGGCAUUUGGAAUUGGUGCUGGAAUUUGGUACUUGAAAAAAUUGAGAGCUAAAGCACCAGUUACAUGUGGAGUUCAAAGCAAUGAUAAUAGAUUAUUCUAAAAACAAUCAAAUGAUGUGAAAAACUAUACAAAGUUACAUACUUAUCUUUCUUUUUUGUUACUUCCCCCCUAAGCUAAUGUAUUUUAUUUGUAUGUACAACAAUUAUACCAACCAUAUAUAUGCUUCCCAAUUUUUCUGAGUUUCAUAUUGUAAUGGGAACUAAUGUAAAUUAAGGUUUAGAAGAUUAGUGGUUAAAUUG